This is a messenger RNA of Drosophila biarmipes, 1349 nucleotides long. RefSeq lists its product as uncharacterized. NCBI's taxonomy places the organism in Eukaryota, Metazoa, Arthropoda, Insecta, Diptera, Drosophilidae. The transcript is spliced from 3 exons. Bases 18 to 1349 code for a protein of 443 amino acids. The record is from RefSeq and is a predicted model, not a curated record.
AACUCAAAGACGGCCAAAUGACCAACGGCCAAAUGACGAAUCAGCUGAAUUUGCAGCAGCGGCAUCCGUUGUUGCUAGCCAUUCCGGGAAAUAAUUAUGCGCAAACGCAGCGCAUGCAUUACUAUCCCAACCACUACUACCCGAGCCACUACUUCCCGGGCCAUUACCACCAAGGACACCAAGGAUUCCAGGGGCAGCUGGGUCGACCCCCGCUCCAGGCGGCCGCCAGCAGCCACAACGGUGCUUAUGCGGCCACGGCGGCUGGCAGCGGACACUCCGGCUACGGCAGCAUCGAGCCGUCGGUGGAGUAUGAGCUGCCGCACGACCCACCCUCGGGCAGCUUCUCCUCCUACCACACCAGCAGUGCGGGCAGUGGGCCCGCAUACCCGCCGCACCACCCACAGGAGGCGCCACCGCCGCCCCCGCCCACCAAGUCCUCGAAGAAAUCGAAGAAGAGCGCCGGCUCGGUGAUGAACGCCCUGACGCUGCUCUCGUUCUUCUUCUUCGUGAACAUGCUGCAGAACUGCCUGAAGGAUCACAUGGCCGACAUGAAUCCCACCGUGAUGGUGCUCACCGCCAGCGGGACGCGCAACCGUUUCAACAAAUUAGCCGAGAUGAACUCACGCGAACAGACCUCCACCACGGCCACCGAAUCGGCGGCCGCAUCAUCUUGGAAUCCGAAUCUGCAUCAGCAUCCGAAUCAGGCUGCUUUAGUUCCGGCCGCCGAGCCCAGUGUACCGCCCUCCAUUGUUAUGCCCACGGUGGUGCUCCAGUCGCCCUACAGCGGCGGACUGCCGGAGGUGGCUAAUAGACCCCACCAGCAGCAGUACCCGCCGCAGAACUCCCAUUCGCAGAACCCUCAGCAGAAACCCCCUGAUUAUCGCCCCCACAUCGUGGACGAUGAUUAUAAUUACGGGCAGCGCAGACCUCCGCCCCAGACCUACUCGACCACCUCCGAUUUGUAUCCUAAUCGCACACACAUCGACCACUCGUCCCGGCCCGACUUUGAGUCGGACUCGGCGGGGUCCGAUUACUAUCAGCACCACUACAACCCGUAUGCCGGCACAAAUUCCCGCCGGCAUCCUUGGUCUUAUGGCAGGCAGCGUUACUCAUCCGCACCGUGGUCUUCAGCUUCGUUGGGCGCUCAGUCGGGCGUGAGCUCUUACUUGGAUAAUGCCCAGCGCCGGCAAGGUGAUGAUGACGAUGGUCAUGGUUAUGGCUAUCGGGAUGGGGAUGGGGAUGGGGAUCGGGAUCGGGAGGGAGGUGGCUAUUGGGCUGGCGACGAGGAUGAGGAUGGUCAGCAGCGGCGACGCGGCGAUGCCUUCUACACUCGCACACGCAUUAAUUGA